This is a messenger RNA of Rhodotorula toruloides NP11, 498 nucleotides long. RefSeq lists its product as uncharacterized. The transcript is spliced from 3 exons. The record is from RefSeq and is a predicted model, not a curated record. Bases 1 to 498 code for a protein of 165 amino acids. NCBI's taxonomy places the organism in Eukaryota, Fungi, Basidiomycota, Microbotryomycetes, Sporidiobolales, Sporidiobolaceae.
AUGCCAACCUCGCCGUUUGACAUCUUCCUCUCUCCUCAGCGUCCGCUCACUUCCCACGCGUCGAUGCCGCCGUCUGGCUAUCCUACUCAACCAGCUCGCCUGUGCUUGCUCGACUCGCUCCCAGCUGCUCACGCAACCACCUCUCCUCGAGUUCGCGUCGUCGGCCGGGUAGUCGGUCUCCUUCCCUCGCAAUCGCUCGCGCUCCUCGCAGACGGGUCGAGCGCCGUGUUGGUUGAUCUCUCGCUCGCUGUGUUGCACGGCGAGGCUCCCCCGCCGAGACUAAAGGACAGAUUGAUGGUCACUGGAGAGAUGGUUGCGCUCUCUGACCCCCUUCCCGUCCCCGACCUCGCUAUCCCGCUCGCUUCAUCCUCCACACCCCCUUCCAUCGACCCUUUCAUCGUCCUGAAAGCCGAGCGGAUCCAGGAAUGCGAGGAGCUGGAUAUGGAGGGGUGGAGGAAGGCCGUUGAGGUUGUGCAGGCGCGUUUGGCUGGAGCGUGA